Messenger RNA from Endocarpon pusillum Z07020, 1299 nucleotides. RefSeq lists its product as uncharacterized. Gene Ontology annotation, cellular component: mitochondrion. The coding region runs from base 1 to 1299 and encodes 432 amino acids. The record is from RefSeq and is a predicted model, not a curated record. Gene Ontology annotation, molecular function: pyruvate dehydrogenase (acetyl-transferring) kinase activity. Gene Ontology annotation, biological process: regulation of glucose metabolic process; protein phosphorylation. Lineage: Eukaryota; Fungi; Ascomycota; Eurotiomycetes; Verrucariales; Verrucariaceae. The transcript is spliced from 4 exons.
AUGACAGCUUUUCAGCAGUACUUCCACAGACGCGAUGGACCUCAUCACAGGCAAGACCAUCUCCGUGGAGGCCUGCCAGCAUUCUUGAUGAGUGAGUGCUGGGUGGAUCGUCCAAUUCGUCCAAUCAGUCUCCGCCAACUAUUCUUUUUCGGACGGACCUUGACAGAGGAGCGACUGAUCAGUUCUGCAAACUAUGUUCGCUCAGAGCUGCCCACUAGGCUUGCCCACCGGCUGCGUGACAUGCAGAAGCUUCCAUAUGUUGUUGUCACAAACCCCCAUCUCUCCACUGUAUACGAGCUGUAUUACAAGGCGUUUGAAACGCUACGCCGGGUGCCGCUAAUCAAGACUGUUGAAGAAAAUGAUGAGUAUUGCAAGGCUAUCAGCGGCACAUUGAAAGAGCAUCUGGCAGUUAUACCCAACCUUGUUAUUGGCGUCCUGGAGUGCCAGGAUCUAGUGCACCCACAGAUGAUGGAAGACUUCAUCAAUACCAUGCUUCGAGCUCGUAUCUCUAGAAGAGUCAUAGCCGAACAGCACCUUGCCUUGACAGAGACUUUUGACUCGCCCUGGCAUUUUCCGGAAAAGAAGUCCGAGUCCGAGUUUGUCGGUGAAGUCCUACUCCGCUGCAAUGCCAGAGAUAUUGUCAAGCAGUCAGGCGAGCUUGCUCAGCAGCUCUCACGGAAAGCCACAAACUCGGAUUCUGCCAUACCUGAAAUCAAGAUCUCUGGCCAUCUCGAGGCAACGUUUCCUUAUAUACAGAGUCACCUUGAAUAUAUUGUCGGUGAGCUUCUUCGUAACUCCAUUCUGGCUGUUAUGGAAAAGAACCAUGGCACGUGUUCAAAGCCAUCUCCAAUAGAAGUUCUGAUUUGUGAAGCGCCUCAACACGUUGUGAUUCGCAUAUCCGAUCAAGGUGGUGGUAUUCCUCGUGAUAUCGUUCCCUACCUGUGGUCGUUCAAUAAAGGCCCGAAGAAUGCUGCACGCCUGCGAAAUCUAGAAAAGGUCCCAGCGAUGGCGGCCACAGUCGAUGAGCUGCAAACCUCUUCAGCACGUCAGGGUGCUUCCAAUAACCAUGCUCUGCCGGAAAAACGUCGUGACAGCUCUUUGAGCUCUCUUUCUUCGAGGCCACCGAACCUGCGUUUGGGCAUGGGACUUCCUAUGAGUCGGGUUUAUGCUGAGUACUGGGCAGGAAGUCUUCAGCUCCAUAGUCUGGAAGGUUAUGGCGUAGACGUCUUUCUUCAAAUAUCGAAGCUCGGGAACCAGAAUGAACAGAUCAACACAAGAGCCUCAAUUGAUGCGGUCUGA